Messenger RNA from Octopus bimaculoides (California two-spot octopus), 1005 nucleotides. RefSeq names its product small ribosomal subunit protein uS2m. Gene Ontology annotation, cellular component: mitochondrial small ribosomal subunit; ribosome. Lineage: Eukaryota; Metazoa; Mollusca; Cephalopoda; Octopoda; Octopodidae. The record is from RefSeq and is a predicted model, not a curated record. Gene Ontology annotation, biological process: translation. Gene Ontology annotation, molecular function: structural constituent of ribosome.
CGCGGUUUAAAUGAAAGAGCUUGUACCAAGGGAAGUAACUAGCUCUAACCCUAGGAGGCAUGUGUUGACGAAAGGAAAUAUGUCUUCGCUUUUUACCAAAGUUAUUUAUCCCAAACAGGCAUUUCAUUAUAUUUCUGCUACCUUAACACAAAACUGCUGCCGUGUAAACAAUGUGAACCCCUUAUCACAGAAAUUACCUUUUCCUACGAGAUUCUCCUCGUCAGUCUCUCAAACGAAUCCUAUUCAUGAAGAACAAAGUUCUGUUGUCAAAUCAGAUGAGACUGGUGGAUAUAUUGAACUUCCUGUUCCAAAAGAAGAGGAUUAUUUUGGGGUCCAUAAACUGGUUACCAUUAAAAAGCUUUUCUCCAGUCGGGUUCACUUUGGUCACAAAAAGGGACUCCGUAGUCCCUACAUGCUUCCAUACAUUUAUGGAAACCGGCUGGAUGUUGACAUCAUCGACCUUGAAAAGACGCUACCUUUGUUCCAGAGUGCUUUAAAUUUCACAGCACACAUAGCUUACCAGCAAGGCAUCAUUCUGUUCAUGAGUCGCCACAUCCAGAUGAUGCCUAUAAUAGAACGGACGGCAAGAGAGUGCGGAGAAUAUGCAAACUGCCGUGAAUGGGGUGGUGGGAUCUUUACGAAUUCGAAAGUGAUGUUUGGUGCCACCACACGUUUGCCAGAUCUUGUGAUUUUUAUUAGUACUUUAAGCACAGUCUUUGAGCCACACACAGCCAUCCGAGACAGUGCUAAAAUGUGUAUUCCUACAAUUGGAAUCGUCGACACUAACACAGAUCCUCGACUCAUCACAUAUCCUGUACCUGGCAAUGAUGACUCUCCAGCUUCCAUAGAACUCUAUCUUGACCUCUUCAAGUCUGCGAUUCUAAUUGGUAAAGAAAAACGGAAGCAGGAUGAAAGUAAAUUGAUGUAGGGACCUUUUUCUUCUUAUUUUUCUUUUGCAGUUUUUGGAAUGUAGUUGAAGCAAUAAAUAAAUGAUUUGUUUGUAAA